CAAAUCCAAAUUCUCCAUCACAAAACACAUUUGACUUCUCCAACAGCAUCAAGAAGUCUACAUCAUCCAAAAAUGGCACUCCAACACACCUCGAUGGGCUUCGCCGUGAUUCUCGCCACCGCCCUUUUGGCGGGCAUGGCGACGGCCCAAUCCAGCGACUGCACAAAUGUUCUCAUCAGCAUGUCUCCGUGCCUCAACUACAUCUCUGGAAACUCGUCCUCCCCCUCCUCCGGGUGCUGCACACAGCUGCGCACGGUCGUGGGAUCCCAGCCCCAGUGUUUGUGUGAGGUUCUCAAUGGCGGUGGCUCCAACCUCGGCCUCAACAUUAACCAAACUCAGGCUUUGGCCUUGCCAGGCGCAUGCAACGUCGAAACUCCCCCUCUCACCCGAUGCAACGCUGCCUCCCCUGCUGGCUCUCCCGACUCAGCACCGGAUUCUCCCAACACCGGCUCAGGGGAUGGAUCUAAGACGGUGCCAAAUGGUGAUGGUUUCUCUGGAGCAACUUCAAAUAAGUUGGGUGUUACAGCUCUGUUUUGCCUUCUCUUCCUAGUGUCCAUGGCUUGAUUUCAUCCUAGUUUAAGAAUGUUGUAUGGCAUUUAUUGUUUCUGCAUUUUUAGUAGUGAUUGUUUAUUUGAUUUUGAUGCGACCUGUUUAUUGGGGUCUCAUCUGAAUUUGUAUCAUGGCUGAAGAGACUAUUUUGCCAGUUUCUUCUCUUCCGAAUAAAAAUAAUUCAUUUUGUUCUGUUUAAA
Messenger RNA from Salvia hispanica, 749 nucleotides. Its product is annotated as non-specific lipid transfer protein GPI-anchored 5-like. Gene Ontology annotation, biological process: lipid transport. The record is from RefSeq and is a predicted model, not a curated record. Gene Ontology annotation, molecular function: lipid binding. NCBI's taxonomy places the organism in Eukaryota, Viridiplantae, Streptophyta, Magnoliopsida, Lamiales, Lamiaceae.